Prinia subflava (tawny-flanked prinia) is the source of this 1575-nucleotide messenger RNA. RefSeq names its product inositol 1,4,5-trisphosphate receptor-interacting protein-like 1. Gene Ontology annotation, cellular component: membrane. Bases 1 to 1575 code for a protein of 524 amino acids. The record is from RefSeq and is a predicted model, not a curated record. NCBI's taxonomy places the organism in Eukaryota, Metazoa, Chordata, Aves, Passeriformes, Cisticolidae. The transcript has a single exon.
AUGAAGGCUGGCAACAGUGAUGACGUAAAUGAAGGUGAAGACGGUGUAGAUGGAGAGGAAGAAUACACAGAUGUGAAGGUGCAGGAAAGCAGCGAUGCCAGUGAACAGAGAGGCCGUGAUUGGAGUGGGCAGGAAGACAGCAGGGAUGGUGGGAAGGAAGGGGACCAUAGUGGCUUUGCUGCAAUUGAGGAAGAAAAGAAGGCAGUGUUAAAAGAGGAUGGCAAGGCUAGAAACAAGGAUGAAGAACAGGGCAGUGUAAAUGUGGAGAGAAGCAAGAACGAGGAUAGAAAAGUAGACGGUCAAGGUGACGUGGCAGCCAGUGGAAAAGAAGGCAGUGAUGGUGGCAAGGAAGAAAGCGGCAGUGGUGGAAUGGAAGACAGAGCAGACAGGCGAGAUGGUGGAAAUAAGCAAGGCAUCCUUUCAGUGGAUCGCAUAGACUGGGCUGUGGAGGAGCUGGAGAGAGGUUGCUCAGUGAUAGCUGAGCUGAUGGAGAGCUUGAGGCGUGUCUUUGUGGACAGCGUGAGCAAGACUUUCUACCCGGUGCCUGAGGAAGCCAUUGGGGUGGGCAGUGCUUUUGAGGGUUGGAGUCCCCGUGAGUGGGAUGGGGUGUACCGUGUGCUAGUCCCCCUGAACCCCCCGCCAGGGCACACCUUCUACUUAGAGCUGAACAGUGCAGGGCAGAUGGCAGCAAGGAGCUUCAGCGUCCGUGUGGAGCUGGUGUGCACGUGCCAGAGGGAGCAGCAGGGCGAGGAGCUGUUGUGCUUGCUGCACCACUCGCAGAAGAAGCUGCAGCGCAAGCCUGAGCGCAGCCUCCUCAAGACACUGUGCACCGGCUCCUACCUGGACGUGGAGAAAACCUGCCGCUGGUUCCACGGCUUGGUGAAAUCCUCGUGGCCGCACGUGCCUCAGUCAGGCUCCUGGCACUUGGCGAUCCAGCCCUGCAGCCGUUCCUGCCAAUUGCGGCUGAGCCAAGGCCAGAAGAGCCUGACGCUGGAGGUGUUCCUUGGGGUGCGCCAUGGGGACUCCGACAUCUUUGUGGUCAGCCAGACUGCAGAGGCCCAGGAAGGCGUCUCCAGGACCUUUGGGAGAAGCCGGCCCGCCGGGGCCGACUUCAUCCCAAGCACAGCGUGGCCCGAGACGUGCGCUGUGGCCGAGGUGAAAUUCUUCCGGCACAUUGCCAGGCAGGUGCCGUGUGAGCGCUUGGCCCUGAAAUGCCUGCAGGUCUUCACCUGCCUCCUCAGGGGCACAGGUUUCUCCAGCUCUGUCUGGAAGACUGUGGUCAUGCACGUGCUGACCACCGUCCUGCUGUCCCGGUGGCGCAGCAGUGAAUUUGCACGGCAGCUCUGGGCCAUCAUGGCAUACCUGGGCCGCUGCCUGCAGCUGAAACGCCUGGAGCCCUUUGUGCUGGGCAGCAAGAGGCUUCCUGCAGAGAUCAGCGUGCCGCCGGCAAUGCGAGGCCUUGAGCCGCUCAACCUCUUUGAGCACCUGGCCCGAGAUCCGGCCGCCCACAGAGAGGCCGUGCACGCCUAUGGUCAGCUGCGCUAUCGCCUCUGGGUGCUGCUCUCCAGCCACUGA